GUGAUCAGUUCUUAAGUGUGUGUGUCGCUCUCUCUUGGCUGUCCAGAACACACAGACACCAUGGCGAAGACAAUGGUCCAGCAGCCCCAGGCUGUUGCUCUCAGCCAGUGGAGCUCAGGUAUCUUCGACUUCUACAACAACGUACCUGAGUGUUGUUACUCGUUCUGGUGCCUGCCAUGUAUUGCCUGCAGCACAGCCAAGAAUCACGGCGAGUGUUUUUGGUUACCACUGCUCGAGUUUGGCUUCAUUCCACCAAUAACCUUAUCAAUGAGGACAUCAGUGCGUGAGCGCUACCACAUUGAGGGAUCUGUCCUUAAUGACUGUGUCUAUUCAUCCUUCUGCUGUCCCUGCGUGUGGUGCCAAAUGUCACGAGAGAUAAACAUACGGAAGGAAUCAGUCAAAUUCACCAACAGACAGGCAAAAUGAAGACCCUCCUUCAUCACCAUCAUCAGCUUCAUCGCUGUGAUAUCCAUGAUACUCAAAACCCUUUAAUACCCUCAGUUACAAAUGACAUUUUAAAAUUAUAUAUAGUUAUACAGUAAUUACAGAAUAAACAAUGUCAAGUUCUUUGAAAAUAUGUCUCAGUACACAUAAUGCAGCUCUAAUAGUAGACACAUUUUACCAAGAACUAUUUGUGGACCCAAAAUAUAACCACUAGAGGGAGCUGUCCUCAUUAUAAUGUAGAACUAGACUAAUGGAGUAGCUGUAGUAAUAGCCUAUCACCUGACGAGGGCAGCAUGACACUAAUAAACAUCACCUCGGCUAAUCAGAGUUCAUUUUCUAUAAAUGUAUGUUUAAGGUUUAAGCAUGUAUUUUCACUAUGAAAUGAGUCUGAAUAACAAUUAUUAAAAUAAACGUACAAUGAAGAUU
Pygocentrus nattereri (red-bellied piranha) is the source of this 870-nucleotide messenger RNA. Its product is annotated as cornifelin homolog B-like. NCBI's taxonomy places the organism in Eukaryota, Metazoa, Chordata, Actinopteri, Characiformes, Serrasalmidae. Bases 61 to 426 code for a protein of 121 amino acids. The record is from RefSeq and is a predicted model, not a curated record. The transcript is spliced from 4 exons.